Molecule: messenger RNA, 2799 nt
Organism: Scatophagus argus
Lineage: Eukaryota; Metazoa; Chordata; Actinopteri; Scatophagidae
Product: sorting nexin-1-like
Exons: 15
Coding region: 39-1622 (527 amino acids)
Biological process (GO): intracellular protein transport; early endosome to Golgi transport
Cellular component (GO): endosome; endosome membrane
Molecular function (GO): phosphatidylinositol binding
Source: RefSeq, a predicted model, not a curated record
ACGUCGGCCGCCCCCCCUCCCCCCUCACAACACGGAAUAUGGCGGCCAGCUCAGAUCGGGAUCCCCCUCCUUUCCCUUCAGCGGAGGAGCCAGGCGCUGGAGUGUCUGACAUGGCAGACGGAGACAGCGACGAGGGAGAGGACAUCUUUGUCAGUAACAGCAACCCCGUGGCUGUCAGUCGAGGAGUCUCUCAGCCGGACCGCGUCAGCGAGGAGCCUCCAGAUCUGUUCAGCGAGGAGGCCCGCAGCACACCUGCCAAACCCAACGGAGUCCACUCAGACGACGACGACCUGUUUGCAGAGGCCCACGUGGAGCUGAGCACAGACAAGCCGGGCAGCUCUGAUCGGAAGGAGCUCUCCGGCCCCUCCGGUCCCCCCGGUCCCCCCGGUCCACGUCCUGCCUCCUCUUUCACUCAGAGCCCUGCGGCCAUGCAGCCCGCCUCCUUGGAGCAGCUGGAGGAGGAAGAGGCCAAGGAUAGUUUUGAUGUGGAUGUUGCUGUCACCAACCCGGAGAAAGUUGGAGAUGGAAUGAAUGCAUAUGUGGCCUACAAAGUAUCCACCAGGACGUCCUUGCCCAUGUUCAGGAGUAAAGCCUUCACUGUGCGCAGGCGUUACAGCGACUUCCUGGGUCUUUACGAGAAGCUGUCGGUCAAGCAGUCGCUGCAGGGCUGCAUCAUUCCACCUGCGCCUGAGAAAAGUGUCGUAGGAAUGACCAAAGUGAAGGUGGGAAUGGACGACCCGUCAUCAGUGGAGUUUGUGGAGAGGAGGAGAGCAGCUCUGGAGAGGUAUCUUCAGAGAGUCGUGUCUCACCCGUCGUUACUGCAAGAUCCUGACGUCCGUGAGUUCUUGGAGAGAGAAGAUCUACCCAGAGCAGUGAACACGCAGGCGCUGAGUGGAGCGGGCUUCCUCAAGAUGAUCAAUAAGGCAUCAGAUGCUGUCAACAAGAUGACCAUCAAGAUGAAUGAGUCAGACACUUGGUUUGAGGACAGGUUGCAGGAGGUGGAGAACGAGGAGCAGCAGCUGAGGAAGCUUCACGCUGUGGUCGACUCCCUGGUCAAUCACAGGAAGGAGCUGUGUGGGAACACAGCAGUAUUUGCCAAAAGUAUGGCCAUGUUGGGAAACUCGGAGGACAACACAGCCCUGUCCCGGGCCCUGUCCCAGCUGGCAGAGGUGGAGGACAAGAUGGAGCAGCUGCACCAGGAGCAGGCAGCCAGUGACUUCUUCAUCUUUGAAGAGCUGCUGGCUGACUACAUCCGCCUGCUGGGUGCUGUGCGGGGGUGCUUUGACCAGCGCAUGCGGGCGUGGCAGCGAUGGCAGGAGGCUCAGAGCACACUCCAGAAGAAGAGGGAGGCCGAGGCCAAGCUGCUGUGGGCCAACAAGCCGGACAAACUGCAGCAGGCCAAAGACGAGAUCGCUGAGUGGGAGGCGAAGGUCACUCAGUACGAGAGAGAUUUCGACAGGGUUGGAAUGACUGUACGCAAGGAGGUUCUCAGGUUUGAGAAAGGAAAAGCCAAGGACUUCAAGAGCCAGAUAAUCAAAUAUUUGGAGGCAAUGCUGCAGUCUCAACAACGGCUUAUAAAGUUUUGGGAGGCUUUCCUGCCUGAGGCGAAGGCGAUAGCUUAAUGAAGUGGGAGACUUUUUAAAGACCCCGACUGCCUUUUUUGAACACUUUACCUCUUGACCCAGAAACUGAGAGGACAAUAUUGAAACACACAAGAAACUUCCAUCCAUUUUUUUUUUUUUUUUGCUUUUGUCUUUUCAAUAAUAAGAAUAAUAAUUAAUCUCUUUUCUUGGACAUUUCUUUGAUAUAAUAAGCUGCCACAUUUAUGCAUUUCUUUGGCAUAAUACCUUGUUUAUGUUCUUGACUUAAAGAUGGUAUGAAGCAGGAAUCCUACAGAGAUUAACUGUAGUGUUUGUACAAACCCACUGUCUGUCAGUGGGGUAUAUGUUUCUUCCUGAAACCAGUAAGUGUUGACACUGAGGUCCAGGCCUCGACUAACUUUUCUAUAGUUUACAUUAGCAGGUAGACGUAUGUAAGUCAUUCCAUUCUCUAACAACUUCUGCUGAUGGAUGCAUGUCAGAUGAUGUUUUGAUGCACUAAAAUGCAUCAUGUUGGGGUGGCGGGGGGGGGACAAGCUGUUAUUUAAUGAAAUACCACUAUUGAUGGCCGAGGUCAUUUACCAGGAGUAUUAGCACAUUGUUACAAUGUGUCUCACAGUUAACGUUAGAUCAUAGAAAUCGUAUUAAAAGUCGGAUUUUUACGAGGUUGUACGUGCUUGUCGGAGUUGUUACAAACAGAUAAGUGAGGUGUGUCCGUCCAGGCAAUGCAGUCGCUUCUUUGUUGGUAUUUUUUCCAACAAUGUAUUUGAUAGAGUCGUUUUUAUUAUAUUAAUCCAUUUCUUCCACAACAGUUUUAAGUAUUUAGAUUUCUUGCGUCGAAGACUGAGGCCCAAAAAAACUCAUUUGAAAGUGCUGCAGAGAUUGUUUACUUCCUGUGUAAAUGACUGUUGACAUGUAUGUACACGUGUACAGUACUUGAACUGAAUCAUACAGCUUCUGUCUGAUAAUUAGGUACUAUGCUUUUUUUUGUUUUGUUUUAAUACAUUUUAACAAUGACAGAAAGGCACAGACAUUCAAGUUAUCCGGUCCUCAUUUUAUUAUUCAGCAUUUGUAAGUGUAGUUUCACUGUCAUGUCAUAUUUACGUAAGAAUGUGCUUUAUUUUUGUAACCACUUUGCAUUAGCACACAUUUCCUGGAGAUGCUAUACAGGUAGAUGUACAAAAUAAAUAUGAUUGGUUAA